AUGUACCAAGACAUCAGUCCCCGUCAGGAUUCCACUCCCCUCGAAGAUCUCAAGACGCCUAACUCAAAGGUCCAACAAGAAUGGAACGUUGGGCUUGACGAAGAAACACAAGUGGCACCAGCAUUGUGGGGGUUGGGAGCUUCGGUUGGCGCGGGAUACCAUGGAUACAACCAUGGAGCUUCAGUCUACGACGGCGACAGAUACUACCAUGACAGCUACGAGCCUCCCUGCAACGAACGGUCGGCUUGGCAAGGCCAGGCUUACUACCAGGACAGGUACGAACCUCCCUACAGCGAACGACCGGCUUGGCACGGCCAGAGAGACUACCGGCACAUUCACGUAGUCCCGCACACUUAUAAAUUAGCUUGGUCUGGCCAGGAACACUAUCAGAAUUACCAUGGAGAUCCUUACGCUCGUCAGUCGGCUGGGACUGGCCAAGCACACCGUUCAGGCAGACCCAGUGUCUACCUCGCUCAUCACUACGGCCUGCACCCGCAACCGCCUUCGACAACAAAUGGUGCUUUGCCACAAUCACCGCCGGCUCUCCUAUACCACCCAGCCUGCGGCUCGAAUCCGCAGGGUGACAUGUUGCUUGACGGCUCCGCGGUGUCCUUCCCGGUGCAGAGCGCUAUCCGAGAAAACUUCCGACAGCAGCACACGACUGAAGUGUCUGAUUCUGCACCGCGCAUCCUCUUUCCAAAAGCGUCAGAUUCCGCCCACUUCGUGGACCCUGUAUCAGUGUACCAGCAAAGCGCCGGAGAAUUCGACUCUUCUAUGCUGCCGCCGAACCUUUACGGAUCGCACUCCUAUCACCACAUCGAGCCGUCAGCAGUGACCGAGCAACACGUGGCUACCCAAGUGUACCAUUCUACCCCGGAAUACGAAAUGUUGCCGACUCCAUACUCCGCUGGACCAUUUGGCGGUACAUCUUGCCCAGCAGCUAGCGAGAAUGGGCUGCAUCACUUUGCGCAUGUGGAUGCGCCACAGCUCUACAGGCCAUCAGGCUACCGGUACGAAUUGCAUCCCAAUGGCCAACGGCUGUUUCCCUCUUAG
Molecule: messenger RNA, 1053 nt
Organism: Baudoinia panamericana UAMH 10762
Lineage: Eukaryota; Fungi; Ascomycota; Dothideomycetes; Mycosphaerellales; Teratosphaeriaceae
Exons: 1
Coding region: 1-1053 (350 amino acids)
Source: RefSeq, a predicted model, not a curated record